Molecule: messenger RNA, 1318 nt
Organism: Xenopus laevis (African clawed frog)
Lineage: Eukaryota; Metazoa; Chordata; Amphibia; Anura; Pipidae
Gene: cstpp1.L
Product: chromosome 11 open reading frame 49 L homeolog
Exons: 9
Coding region: 278-1270 (330 amino acids)
Cellular component (GO): centriolar satellite
Source: RefSeq, a predicted model, not a curated record
GGGGACAAUCCCAGCAGUCAGGAGGAGUUGUUGAAAAAGGCACAAUGCCGGCGGGGAUCAGAGUGGGCUGCAGUAAGAAUUUUAGUCAGACGUUCCUCAGCGCCAGUGGAGGGGGCAGCCCUGUAAUUUGACAAACCACGUUUCCACCCGGCGAAGUCCCUGCGGUGCACAGGAAGCAGCGGUUACCGAGGUAACGAGCUUGACGCUCAAUUGUGAAGACCGGAAGCUCUUUCCCGGUAUAUUGACGUCACAUUCGGAGCCUGGAGAUUGUGUGACAAUGAGUCCGGAGAGGCUUUCCCAGCCGGGACCCGAGUACCUGGCACAGAGGCACGUCCAGGUGUAUCUAGAGGAUGCGCUCACUCAACUCCUGGAGAACAGGGACGAGGUCGAGCAGCAGGGCAGCACCGCCAAAUUCUUUGCUCACUAUUUCACCAGUGUGUCCAAGGGGACUCACAUCUUGUUCAGGGAGUUUGGCUUCGUACACAUCACGCCGCACAACAGAUCAUCGUUCCUCAGAAUCUUCUGGAGAUGUUUCAGGACCAUCGCUAAAAAUGGAGACCUCCUGUCUAUGAAGGAGUAUCAUUGUUUGCUGCAGAUCCUGUGCCCAGAUUUUCCUGAGGACCUGACCCAGAAGGCAGCGAGGAUUGUCCUGAUGGAUGAUGCAAUGGACUGUCUGAUGUCAUUCUCCGAUUUCCUCUACGCUUUCCAGGUCCAGUUUUAUUACUCCGAGUUCCUAGACAGCGUGUCGGCACUCUAUCAGGACCUGCUGAGCGGCAAGAACUCAAAUACCGUCAUAGUUCCGACAUCGCGUUCCGCCACAUCACGCCAGCGCCAGCCGCCCAAUGACAGCAGCUCUCAGGAUGGGGUUGACGCCCUACAGUUCUCACAGGGUCUGGAGAGUUUAUGUGAGAGAUACAGACACAGUUUCCCCCCGGUACCAUUAAUUGGUGAGAUCCUGAGCAGUGCUCCGCGCAUAACCUUCUAUGGCUUUCUCAUGGCUCUGGCUAAGCACCCGGGGGUCAACCAAAGCAUCGGUGGGCUCCCAGACAAAGCGGAUUUACUGGUUGAUGAGGUUCUGGAUAAGGAGCUUGACAGACUAAUCUCUCAGCUCUCUACCAGCUCCAUCACCCACUCGCCCACGUCAUCAUGUUCUCUGAUCUCAAGAGAUAUCGCUCGUGUCGCCUCCCCCCGGAAAUCCUUGGCCAUGCGCAGGCGCCCGGACCUGGAGAGUGACGGCUCAACUGAAGAGACGGAUUCGUCUGACAGUUAGGGGACAGCCGACCUCUAAAUGUUUUGAGUUAUUAGAAAGGCAGUCUGA